Grosmannia clavigera kw1407 is the source of this 1704-nucleotide messenger RNA. Its product is annotated as duf1776 domain containing protein. The record is from RefSeq and is a predicted model, not a curated record. Bases 1 to 1704 code for a protein of 567 amino acids. NCBI's taxonomy places the organism in Eukaryota, Fungi, Ascomycota, Sordariomycetes, Ophiostomatales, Ophiostomataceae. The transcript has 3 exons.
AUGUCGGGAGAGGACAAGCCAUACAUGGACAUGCUCAUGUCGGUCGCCGGCGAGGUCCGGCGAUACUCCGGAGAGGUGGCCGAGUUCGUCGACGAAAACUUUGACCGGGCAGCCGAUGUUGUGCGGGACCACCUCUCGACGGCCACCUGGCUGCCCGAGGCUGUCCGGGCCAACCUUCCGCUGCCACGGCCACCACCACCGCCGCCCGUGGACGUCAUCCCGACUGUCAGCCUGACGUUAUAUGAGCGCGCACAGGAUUGGGUUAUGCGCCACCGCAUUCUCGUGUCCUUUCUCGCGCUUACCGUCGGCACUGUGGCUUACCGCAGCGUUCGCCGCGUGCAGUCGAGCCGCAAGUUCCGCCGUGCUCGGCGGGCCCGCAACGGAGCCCGCUGCGAGGUGGUCGUCAUCGCCGCAUCGCCGUCACUGCCCGUCACCCAGUCGCUCGCCCUCGAUAUGGAGCGACGCGGUUUCAUCGUCUAUAUCAUCUGUGGCUCGGCCGAAGACGAACAUGCCGUCCGUCAGCUGUCGCGGCCUGACAUUCGGCCGCUGUCCAUCGAUAUCACUGAUUCCGUCAAUGCCGGUGCUGCCCUCGACCGCUUCGCCCUCUACCUCCAUGCCCCUCAUGCCGCCGUGCCGGGCGCCCGCAAGAGCCACCUCACGCUCACGGCCGUCAUUAUCAUCCCGUCGCUCAACUACCAGACGUCGCCCAUCGCCACCAUCCCGCCCUCCAACUUUGCCGACCUCUUCAACACUCACCUCUUGCAUCCCAUCCUCUCCAUACAGGCCUUCCUGCCACUCUUGACGGCACGCACAGCCCUGCAGCCGGGCGAGAAGCCGCCACCGUCACUGCUGUCUACCGCAUCUUCCAUGGCUCUGGCCAACAUUGGCGGUGCCAAGAACAAGACCAAAAACACCAGCAAAGCCGGCGAGGCUGAUGACGCCUCCAAGCCGCCGUCGGACCGCAUCCCCCCGCCGCCCAAGGUACUUGUUUUUUCGCCGUCCAUCAUCUCGUCGGUGAACCCGCCGUUCCACGCGCCCGAGUCGACCGUCUGCUCGGCGCUGACGGCCUUUACGGAGGUCUUGGCGGCCGAGCUGCGGCCGUUGGGCAUUCCGGUCACGCACAUCCAGCUGGGCACCUUUGACUUCUCCGGCUUUGCGCCACCGCCCCGCAGCGCCAUGGCCCAGCAGCUCAGCAACACACGCAUCCCGCCGCCUGCUGUCGUGGAGACGCUGGCCUGGUCAGAGCCGGCUCGCCACGUCUACGGUCGCAACUACACGGCCCAGAGCACAACGGCCCUGGGCAGCGGCCGGGCCAUUCACGGGCUGCGCGGCACGGCUAUGCGCGACCUGCAUCACGCUGUCUUUGACGUGCUCGACGGCUCCAACACCGGCAGCGUUGUGCGUGUCGGUCUCGGCGCCAACUUGUACGGCUUCGUCGGCAACUUCAUGCCGCGCGGCUUGGUGGCCUGGAUGAUGGGCGUGCGCAAGGUCGAUGGCCUGGAGAGCCUGUACAGCGCCCCGGUACCACCUGCGUCCUCGUCGUCCGCGCCUACACCGAAUGCGUCGGUCCUGUCGACGUCGAGCGAGAGCUCCGGGCCGCCGAUUCGCCGCAGCAACAGCACCAGCAAGAACUCGGAAACAACGGCUGGCUUUGUGGCCGUCGCCGCUGACGAGGCCGUUGCUGACUCGCAUAUCUGGCAAUGA